AUGACCCCGGCGACGCAAUCAGCGGGUGCUGCUCCCGGAGGGUUGGGCGAGCCUCAGGUCGACUUCAACGAUGUCUUUUCGCUCAGGAGGCCCCGGGACGCACGAGCAGGCUUGGCAAGCGGUUUGAAGAGCAUUGCCAAGGGUGUUCUCGGUGGAGCUGCUGGGCUCGUUGCAGCUCCCAUCGUGGGUGCACGAAGCGAAGGUCUCGCCGGUUUCGCGAAGGGCCUCACACAAGGUGUCAUCGGGGCCGUCGUAUUGCCGGUCACAGGCGUGGGUGUGGGCACGGUUCAAUUCGUACGGGGCGUCAUCAACACACCGGAAGCCGUGGUGCAGGCCCAGAACGGAAAACUAUGGGACGAGGUUCCCCAUGACGCCUCCAGCGACCAGAUCAAGAAGCAGUACUACAUGUUGGCGCGGAAGUACCACCCCGACAAGAACCCGGGGGAUGCAGGGGCACAUGAGCGCUUCCAAAAACUGGGGGAGGCAUACCAGGUUCUUGGCAAUGACGAGUUCCGCAAGCGUUACGACGCGCACGGCACCGAGGGCUUGGAUGUAAACUUCAUGGACGGCGGGUCGUUCUUCAACAUGCUGUUCGGGUCGGACCAAUUCGAGCACCUGGUCGGGGAGCUGUUCAUAGCCAUGGCGGCGAGGAACGCCGGCGAGCUGGGCAGUGCGGAGAUGGCUCGGGAGCAGGGCAUCCGGGUGCAGAAGCUGUGUGUCAACCUGAAGGCCAUGCUCAAGCGGUACGAGGAGGGAGAGGAGGCGUUUGUGGCAGCCAUGCGGGAGGAGGCUGCCCGGCUGGUGAGGGCCUCGUUCGGGGAGACCAUGUUGCGCACCAUCGGCAAGGUGUACGACACACAGGCGGACAUCAACGCCGGGGGAUUCUUCAGCGGCAUGGCGGCCAAAUUCCGGUCGCAUGGGGAAAACAUGAGGUCACAAUUCCAAGCGGCCAGCGCCGCCAUCAAGGUGUACCAGGCUCAGCAGAAGAUCGAGGCCUGGCAGAAGCAACAAGAUCGGAAAGCCGCUGCCGCGUCAGCAGCAACCGCAGCAACUGCAGCAACAGCAGCAGCUGUGGACAGUGCCGCGGCCGCCGCCGCGGCUCCGGUUGCUUCGAGCACGGAGGCAGUCGGCGCAACUGGGCCUCCCACCACCUCUGCCCAGUCGACCGCUAAUGGCAGCGCCGCGGACGCCGCGACCGCGGACGGCCCCACGGCGGGUGCAACUGCCGACGGCACCUCCCCCACCACCGGCGGCUCCAGCACAGCAGCUACAGCUCCUCCUGCUGCUGGGCCUACCAUGGAGCAGCUGAUGGAGCGGCAGAAGCUGGAGGAGGCUGCGUUGCCGCUGAUGCUGGAGGCGAUGUGGGCCGCGAAUGUGCUGGACAUUCAAAACACGCUGAAAAAGGUUUGCCAGUUCGUGUUGACGGAGGAGGGUGUUCAGAAGCAGGAGCUGCAGCAGCGGGCGAAUGCGCUCAAGGUCCUAGGCGGUAUUUUCAUGGAGGCCAAGGCGCCCGAGGCCGCGAUUCAGACAGACGCGCGGAAGCAGAUGGAGGAGGCGAUGUUGAGGGUGGUGGAGAAGCGGGCGGCGCAGGAGGGAGGUGCGGCAGCGCAGGAGGCGGGGGCGGACCAAUGA
Molecule: messenger RNA, 1632 nt
Organism: Volvox carteri f. nagariensis
Lineage: Eukaryota; Viridiplantae; Chlorophyta; Chlorophyceae; Chlamydomonadales; Volvocaceae
Gene: dnj6
Product: molecular chaperone
Exons: 10
Coding region: 1-1632 (543 amino acids)
Source: RefSeq, a predicted model, not a curated record